GCCUCCAAGAUAGAUUCCCUCAGGAGCAAGGUUGACCUGCUCAAGCUGCCGUUGGCCCUCUCCACCAAGUCAAUCUCCGAACGCAAGAACCAGCUGGGCGGCGUCGGCAAGCCGUGCGGCACGGGCGGAGGAGGUGGAGGAAGCGGGGCUCGUAAAGCCCGCUCGCCACCCGCCCGAGACAUGGAUAACGAGUCGCAGUACUCGGGAUACUCGUACAAGUCGUCGCACUCCCGGAGCUCCCGCAAGCACAGGGAUCGGAGGGAUCGCCAUCGCUCCAAAAGCAGAGAUGGAAGCAGCCGCGGAGACAAGUCGGUGACUAUUCAGACACCCGGAGAGCCGCUUCUCGACGCAGAAUCAACACGUGGAGACGAUCGGGAUGACAACUGGGGCGAGACCACCACUGUGGUGACUGGUACGUCGGAGCACAGCAUCUCCAAUGAAGACUUGACCAGAGUUACGAAGGACUUGGAGGAGUCAACGCCUCUGGAGUGCAAGCGCUUCCUGGGCCCGGCUCUCGGCGGCCUCCUGAGCUUCUUCGCGCUAGUUACGCCGCUCGCCUUCCUGGUGCUGCCGCAGGCGCUGUGGCGCGAUGACCUGGAGCCGUGCGGCACGCCUUGCGAAGGCCUCUAUGUCUCACUGGCCUUUAAGCUGCUCGUGCUUCUCAUCUCCUCGUGGGCUCUCUUCCUACGGCCGCCGAGAGCUACGCUGCCGCGCUUCUUCGUCUUCCGCUGCCUACUCAUGGUGCUGGUCUUCCUCUUUGUGGCAUCCUACUGGCUCUUCUACGGCGUGCGCGUGCUGGAGCCCCGCGAGCGAGACUACCGAGGCAUCGUGGAGUACGCCGCCUCGCUGGUCGACGCGCUGCUCUUCAUCCAGUACCUGGCGCUGGUGCUGCUGGAGGUGCGCCACCUACAGCCUGCUUUCUGCCUCAAGGUGGUGCGCAGCACAGAUGGGGCUAGUCGCUUCUACAAUGUGGGCCACCUCAGUAUCCAGCGGGCAGCCGUGUGGGUGUUGGACCACUAUUACAAUGACUUCCCUGUCUACAAUCCCGCCUUGGUGAACCUGCCCAAGUCCAUUCUGUCCAAGAAAAUGACUGGCUUCAAAGUCUACUCACUGGACGAAAACCCUGCCAAUAAUUCUACGGGGCAGUCACGCGCAAUGAUUGCGGCCGCAGCCAGGAGGCGAGACAACUCCCACAAUGAGUUCUACUAUGAGGAGGCCGAGAUGGACCGCAGAAUCCGCAAGCGAAAGGCCAGGCUGGUGGUGGCAGUAGAGGAGGCGUUUACACACAUCAAACGCCUCCACGAAGAAGAGGCAGUGGCAACCUCGUCCCCAAAGCACCCUCGCGAGGUGAUGGAUCCCCGAGAGGCAGCGCAAGCCAUUUUCGCCCCUAUGGCACGGGCCAUGCAGAAGUACCUGAGGACAACGCGUCAGCAGGCCUUCCACAGCAUGGAGAGCAUCCUCACGCACCUGCAGUUCUGCAUCACGCACAAUAUGACACCCAAGGCCUUCCUGGAGCGUUAUCUGAGCCCGGGGCCUACCAUGCAGUACCAGCAGCACAACGGCGGAGGGCGCCAGUGGACGCUGGUGAGCGAGGAGCCGGUGACCUCGGCCCUGCGCCAAGGCCUGGUCUUCUCCGUGCGCCGCCUCGACUUCUCGUUGGUAGUCACCGUCACGCCGUUGCCCUUUCUGCGCCUCGGCGAGGAGUUUGUGGACCCCAAGAGCCACAAGUUCGUCAUGCGGCUCCAGUCCGAGACGUCCGUGUGA
Messenger RNA from Nerophis lumbriciformis (worm pipefish), 1764 nucleotides. The record is from RefSeq and is a predicted model, not a curated record. NCBI's taxonomy places the organism in Eukaryota, Metazoa, Chordata, Actinopteri, Syngnathiformes, Syngnathidae.